AUGUGCCAGCGCUGCCAGGCCCGAUUCGCCCCCACAGAGCGCAUCGUCAACAGCAAUGGGGAACUCUAUCAUGAGCACUGCUUCGUGUGUGCACAGUGCUUCCGGCCUUUCCCCGAGGGGCUCUUCUAUGAGUUUGAGGGCCGGAAGUACUGCGAACAUGACUUCCAAAUGCUGUUUGCUCCAUGCUGUGGAUUCUGCGGUGAGUUUGUCAUUGGACGCGUGAUCAAGGCCAUGAACACCAACUGGCAUCCAGGCUGCUUCCGCUGUGAGCUGUGUGACGUGGAGCUGGCUGACCUGGGCUUUGUGAAGAAUGCAGGCAGGCACCUCUGCCGGCCUUGCCACAGCCGUGAGAAGGCCAAGGGCCUGGGCAAAUUCAUCUGCCAGCGAUGUCACCUAGCCAUCGAUGAACAGGCCCUCAUGUUCAAGAAUGAUCCCUACCACCCGGACCACUUCAGCUGUUCCCACUGUGGGAAGGAGCUGACCUCUGAUGCCUGAGAUCUGAAGGGUGAGCUCUACUGCUUGCCUUGCCAUGACAAGAUGGGCGUCCCCAUCUGUGGGGCCUGUCGCCGGCCAAUUGAGGGCCGUGUGGUCAACGCAUUGGGCAAGCAGUGGCAUGUGGAG
Cricetulus griseus (Chinese hamster) is the source of this 621-nucleotide messenger RNA. NCBI's taxonomy places the organism in Eukaryota, Metazoa, Chordata, Mammalia, Rodentia, Cricetidae. The record is from RefSeq and is a predicted model, not a curated record.